Molecule: messenger RNA, 299 nt
Organism: Staurois parvus
Lineage: Eukaryota; Metazoa; Chordata; Amphibia; Anura; Ranidae
Source: the annotation of a GenBank genome assembly
AUAGGGACACAGAAGGAAAAACUGGAAAGUGAGGAAGUUUAUUCUCAGAGAAGAUCCCGCAUACCUGCACUACUAUGAUCCAGCUUCGGGGGAUAAUGAACCUUUGGGAUCGAUUCACUUGAGGGGCUGUGUAGUGACCGCAGUAGAGGGUCUGGCUGAUGCAAAAAAACAAGAAGUCGAUGGAAACCUUUUUGAAAUCAUCACAGCCUCUGAGAUACAUUACUACUUGCAGGCUGCAUCAACAGAAGAGCGCAAAGAGUGGAUUAAAGCUAUUCAAGCUGUCUCCAAAAUUGGAAAAU